CGGAAUCACACGUGUUCUCCCUCUUUGCAAACGAUGGGCUCUCCUCUUUUAUAUAUUUUCUCUUCACUCGAUCAGUCCCCGCAGAAGGCGGAUAAGCAGGCUGCAUUUUUGACAUUGCCAAAAAAAAAAAAAUGAAAUAAAUCCAUAUUAAAAUACAACCGUCCCCCUAAAUCUCCAAUCCAUUAAUUUCUUUUUUUUUAAUCGCACGUUUUAAUAAACAUUCUUUUUACAAUUACAAAAUUGCAACGUUGCUUCAUCCAACAACAACAAAACUACCAAAAAAAAUUGAGAUUUGAGAGACGGGUUGCAAUAAAUAGGAUGGUUUGGCAAAUCAUAUUUCAGUAGCCUGAAACUGCCUUGCUUCCCCGACACAACCCGCGGAUUAUGUGGACAUCAUGAAUGCGCUGCGGUAUUUGGUUUUUGCUGCAGUGAGCUCCCGGUUCACAGUUUCAGGUUUGAGCCGCAGCGCUGUGCGGGGUACCGCCGUUUGGGACUGGGGAGCCCACAGCGACAAGUGGGAGAGCGGGCAAUCCCUGGAGCACAUCACCCAACCCAAGCGGCUAGUGCACCAAAUCCAUUCGGACAACGAGAUCCCGCACAAGGAGCUCGACACCCGGGUGAGGACGGAUUCUGACGGGCAGGCACGUCCUCUCCAUCUCGCUCAAGCAAGCUUCCUAGUGGAUGCCUUUGAGGACUCCUUCAUCCUGGAGCUGGAGUUAAACCAUAAUCUGCUGUCCUCUGGAUACGUGGAGAGACACUUCUCUGAGGACGGGACGGUCCUGCAGAGUUCGGGCGGAGAGCACUGCUAUUACCACGGAACUCUCCGAGGAAUCCCAGGAUCCUUCGCUGCCGUCUCCACCUGCCACGGCCUGCACGGUGUCUUCUCUGAUGGAAACUUCACCUAUGGGAUUGAACCUCUUUCCAGUGCAGACAGUCAGGGUAGCGAUGCUCAUGUGGUUUACAGGACCCCUGGCCUGCCCCUGCCCCUGCCCCUGCCCCUGCCCUGCCCCAAUUGCACUGAUGGAGUCAACAGUGACAGCACUGAUGAUGUCACCGAUGACAUCACUACCCCAGAGAGAGGCUCCUCCGAGCAGCUCCGGACUCGGUCGAAGAGACAGGUGCGCCAUGCACAGCCCACAGUCCAGAGUGAGACCAAGUACAUCGAGCUGAUGGUGGUGAACGACCAUCACCUGUUCCAGCAGAUGCGGAAGUCAGUGGUUCUGACCAGGAACUUUGCGAAAGCCAUCGUGAAUCUGGCCGACGCGAUCUAUAAAGAGCAGUUGAACACCAGGAUUGUGCUCGUUGCCAUGGAGACCUGGUCUUCUGAGAACAAGAUCUCCAUCGGCGACGACCCCUUGGUGACCCUGAAGGACUUCAUGAAGUAUAGGAGGAAGAGCAUCCAGGAGCACAGCGACGCCACCCACCUGUUCUCGGGGCGCACCUUCCAGAGCAGUCGCAGUGGGACAGCCUUCAUCGGGGGGGUCUGCUCACUAUCUCGAGGUGGGGGCGUCAAUGAGUAUGGGAACGUGGGCCCCAUGGCAGUCACCCUGUCUCAGAGCCUGGGGCAGAACAUCGGCAUGAUGUGGAACAAACAGCGUAGCUCCGCAGGGGAGUGCAGGUGUCCUGACUCCUGGCUCGGGUGUAUCAUGGAGGACACUGGGUACUCUCCCCGGAAGUUCUCUCGCUGCAGUAUUGAUGAGUUCAGCCAUUUCCUGCAGGAAGGGGGGGGGAGCUGCCUCUUCAACAAGCCGCUCAAGCUGCUCGACCCCCCUGAGUGUGGAAACGGCUUUGUGGAGACGGGGGAGGAGUGUGACUGCGGCUCUCCUGUGGAUUGUCUGAAGAGCGGGGGCUCGUGCUGUAAGAAGUGCACCCUGAGCCACGAUGCCAUGUGCAGCAACGGGCUGUGCUGCCAGAGCUGCAAGUACGAGCCCCGUGGAGUGGUAUGCAGGGAGGCUGUCAAUGACUGUGAUAUCCCGGAGACCUGCGCCGGAGACUCCAGCCAGUGUCCUGCGAACGUCCACAAGCUGGACGGCUACCCCUGCGAGACUGGACAGGGACGCUGCUACAGUGGACGCUGUAAGAACAGGGACGGACAGUGCAAGAGCCUCUGGGGCCACAUGUCGGCAGACCGGUCCUGCUAUGAGAAGCUGAAUGCCGAGGGCACAGAGAAGGGGAACUGCGGGCGAGAUGGGGCCGGCUGGAUACAGUGCAGCAAACACGUCACCCUGUACCAGCUGAACAAGUACCUGGACUGCAGAGAGGGGAGAGGAGGGGAGGGCAGUACCUGCUCACAGCACGGGGUGAGAGAGGGGAGAAGGGGAGGGGAGGGCUGUACCUGCUCACAGCACGGGGUGAGAGAGGGGAAAGGAGGGGAGGGCAGUACCUGCUCACAGCACGGGGUGAGAGAGGGGAAAGGAGGGGAGGGCUGUACCUGCUCACAGCACGGGGUGAGAGAGGGGAAAGGAGGGGAGGGCAGUACCUGCUCACAGCACGGGGUGAGAGAGGGGAAAGGAGGGGAGGGCAGUACCUGCUCACAGCACGGGGUGAGAGAGGGGAAAGGAGGGGAGGGCAGUACCUGCUCACAGCACGGGGUGAGAGAGGGGAAAGGAGGGGAGGGCAGUACCUGCUCACAGCACGGGGUGAGAGAGGGGAAAGGAGGGGAGGGCAGUACCUGCUCACAGCACGGGGUGAGAGAGGGGAAAGGAGGGGAGGGCAGUACCUGCUCACAGCACGGGGUGAGAGAGGGGAGAGGAGGGGAGGGCAGUACCUGCUCACAGCACGGGGUGUGCAGUAACGAAGUGAAGUGUAUCUGUGAAAGGGACUGGACAGGGAAGGACUGCAGUGUGUUCGACCCCAUCCCUGAGCCCAAGCCUGGGGGGGAUGAAGAGAAGUACAAAGGUCCCAGUGGCACCAAUAUCAUUAUAGGGUCCAUCGCUGGCGCCAUCCUACUGGCCGCUAUAGUCCUAGGGGGUACAGGAUGGGGAUUUAAAAACAUCCGGAGAGGAAGAUCCGGUGGGGGGUAGAACGUCUGUUCCAUACUCGCAGUCUGCCUAGAGCUUUGUUCUUUUACUAAACAACCACGAUGAAACAAAAUCACACAGAGAACGCGUCUUCCUAGGAUUGAUUGGAAGCCUCUAUUCCCCACCCUGCCUGUCUCUGUCUGUCUCGGUCUCUCUCUCUCUCUCUCUCUCUCUCUCUCUCUCUCUUUGUGGGGGGUGGGGGAACCUCAGACUGAUUCCCCGAACAGGCCACUUGACUGCCAGCUUCUUCACAGGCUCUACACUAUAUAUUUGUUAAGAAAAAAAAAUAAUAAUUAAGAAAGAUUAUGGCACAAUCCCAUCUGGAGGUUUCUUCUGCAGCAUUACUUCAAGACAAAAGACGAAUACAGGAGUACUAAAAAAAACUUAGACGAAUGUAUCCACGACAACCAGUCUUUAUCAAUGCACAAUUACAUAGUAAUAUUGGAGCUCAGAUCUGCACGGUUCUGCAAGUCUCAGAGCUCUAUAUUGAAGCAGGCCCUGCCCCACAAUGACUCCUCCCCACACAGCCCCCUCUCCACGCAGGCCCCUCCCCACGAGAACACCUCCCCCAAUGCUGGCCCCUCCCCACGAAGACUCCUCCCCACUCAGGCCCCUCCCAUGGUGACUCCUCCCCAUGCAGACCCCUCCUCACGAUGACCCCUCCCCAUGAUGACUCCUCCCCAUGAUGACCCCUCCCCAUGAUGACUUCUCCCCAUGCAGGCCCCUCCCCACAAUGACCCCUCCCCUCGGAACUCACAUAUGAAACUCCUUAACCCCCUGCUGCUGCAAGUAGUUACAGGGGCGUACUGGUUCAGAUCCCAGGAACAGCCUUCACUGGAAUAACAACCACCUGGAGAGCCAUCCAGGUGCCUCUAAACUGGAGGAAGACAUCCUACUUGAAUAUCAAAGCGGCAUUAAAGGGAGCUGCAAAUUGAGCUGGCUGCCACACAGGGAAGAAGUGCCUUGGUCAGUCUGGUCCAUCACCUUCCACUCAGCCACGGGGCUCAGGAGAGGGGACACUUCCAGGACUGCUGAGCUGCUUCCAGCACCCCCUCCUGGAUGGGACUGGGGGGGUGGGGGGUGGGGGCUGGUGGGCUCCAGGAGCAUGUUUGGAAAUGCAGGACAGAAGGAUAAUUGGGGAGAGGGAAUUUUUUGAGGGUUUGGGGGAACUCUGGUUCCAAUGGAUUACUGCAGUAUUAAAGUCAUUUGUCCCACAUGCUCCCACCCCCCUUCCUCCACUCUCUCAAAAGAAGUUGUUCUACCAGGUCUUGUGUUUAGUGUAUCCUGUCUGGGAGGCUGCCCCUUUGGGUGAUGUUAUUAAUGACUUCUAACCCGCAAAAGACUUCCUAAUAUUCCGCAGCGGAGAGCUAUCUCUGGAAGGUGCUUUCUUAACCCUAUAUCAUCCAUUGUACUAACCUGUUAUUUAUUCAAGAAAUGCAGCUGUUUUUAACAAAGGCUUACUACACUACACGGUAUGUGUGUAUAGGAUACAUACAGGCAUAGACAGUAUUUAUAGUCAGUGGGUAUGCAUGUGUGUGAAGCAGGGAUCCAAGACAUUUAAUAAAACAUUAAUACCCAGCCCAGAGCACUGGGCAUUACUGCUAUUACAAUCCGAUAUAAAUACUGAACAUGCACUGUGUGCACUUGGGAAUAAUAAUAUUUGCUGGUGAUGUGUUUUCUUCAGGUGCUUACUAGAGAUUAACAACUGUUUUUUUUAUCAAAUAGGGUUGUGAUUUGUUCAUAAUUGACAGGCAAAUAUCUGCCUGUCUUGAUAUAAGCACAAGGGAGUCAACCAGUGGGAUGGGACUGUGAUCAAACCCUCAGCGCUUGGAACUGCAAGCCUGCGUUCUUGUGCAUGAAGAAGCUGGUGCGCUAAAGUAGAUCAGCCAGCCCUGACAUGCAAACCCUGCUACAGCCCUGGAAGCCUGGAAAGCCUGGAUCCUGCCCUUCACACACUCCUGCUCUUCUGGGAUAGUUCCUAUGACAUUUCACUUCUUAUAUAUCUAUAUCAAUCGUAUAUAUAUAUAG
This is a messenger RNA of Polyodon spathula (Mississippi paddlefish), 5048 nucleotides long. Its product is annotated as disintegrin and metalloproteinase domain-containing protein 11-like. The record is from RefSeq and is a predicted model, not a curated record. Gene Ontology annotation, molecular function: metalloendopeptidase activity. Gene Ontology annotation, biological process: proteolysis. NCBI's taxonomy places the organism in Eukaryota, Metazoa, Chordata, Actinopteri, Acipenseriformes, Polyodontidae.